GGAAGAUGGCUGACAGCGCAGCGCUGGCAGCGAAGAGAUGCGACUCUGGCUCCCUGUCCUCCGUGAGUAUGGACACCAUCUCCUCCCUGACGGAGCUGGAGGACCUGGAGAGAGUUUACCAGCAGCUCUGCUCGGAGGAGAAAGAAGUGGAAGCUGAGCUGGAUAGGCUGGUAGGACAGGAAGGAUCUAUUCACAAAAAGAUGUUGGCGCUGCAGAGGAUGGGGCCCAGUCUGCAGUUGAUUGCAGGAGACGCCAGCCAGCUGUCGGGCAUGACCACAUUUACCUGCAGCCUGGCUGAAAAUGUUAGCCGUAAAGUCAGACAGCUUGACCUGGCUAAGACACGACUGUAUAACGUCAUCCAGCGUGCUGAUGAUAUCCUCGAUCUGAAGUUCUGCACAGACGGAGUGCAGACAGCUCUGCGUAAUGAAGACUAUGAACAGGCUGCUGCACACAUCCAUCGAUACCUGUCUCUGGACCAGUCGGUUAUUGAGCUGAGCAGACAGGGAGAAGAGAGCAGCGCCGUGGACGCCAGUCUGGUCUUGCUGCAGGAAGCCGAACAGAAACUGAAGGUCAUCGUUGCUGAGAAGCUUGAUGAGGCUGUAGCAGCAGUUGACCUCACGCAGGUGGAGAGGUUUUUCAAGAUCUUCCCUCUGCUGGGCCUCCACCAGCAGGGCCUGGCCCGUUUUGGUCAAUAUCUCUGCAGUCAGCUUGCUUCCAAAGCUGAGGAGAAUCUACUUUUAGCAACAGGAGGAAAUCUGGGCGAGAAAAGAGCUCUGCUUAUAUUUGCAGACACACUGACACUGCUGCUGGAAGGUAUCGCUCGUGUCAUUGAGACUCAUCAACCAAUUGUCGAGACAUAUUACGGUCCAGGUCACUUGUACACACUCAUCACUCACCUGCAGCAAGAAUGCGACCGUCAGGCCCAGAAAAUAGUCGACAAGUUCAUCCAGCAGAGAGAAUACCACAGCAAGUUUCAGAUUGUCCAGAACAGCAUGAUGAAGAGUGUACCGGGAGAGAGGCUUGAGCCAAGGGAACUGGACCCCGUACUGACAGAAGUAACCCUGAUGAACGCGAGGGCGGAGCUUUAUCUGCGCUUCCUGCGUCGUCGCAUAAUGGCCGACUUUGAAGUUGAUGAUGCUCACAGCAUCACUCAGGAGCACCAACAAAAUGUGGAGAAGUUACUGAAACACUGCUCGCUGAGCAGAGCGAUGCAGGAGCUGAUUGGCUACUACAUCCCAAUGGAGGAAUAUUACAUGAGGGAGUCUGUCAACAAGGCCGUUGCCAUGGAUACAUAUGAAAAGGGUCAGCUGACCAGCAGCAUGGUUGAUGACUGUUUCUACAUUGUCAAAAAGUGCAUCAGCAGAGCUUUAUCAAGCUCCAGCAUCGACUGCCUCUGUGCUAUGAUCAACCACGCCAACUCUGUGCUGGAGUCUGACUUCAGGGAGGUCUUGUAUAAUAAACUGCGGCAGGGCUUUCCGGCUACAACGCUGCAGGACAUCCAGCGCGGCGUCAGCAGUGCAGUCAGCCUGAUGCAGAGCAGCUUACAGCAGGGCAAGUUCAACACACUGGGCAUCGAGAGCAAUGAAAACGCAAAGGCUGCAUUUCUGGUGACUCUCAAUAAUGUGGAGGUGUGUAGUGAGAACAUCACCACUUUAAAGAGGAACCUAGAGAGUGACUGCUCCAAGCUGUUCAGUCAGGGCGUUGCUUCUGGUGAACAGAAGAUUGAAAGCUGUUUGUCUGACCUUAUCAGCACAUCAACAAAGUUCAAGGACCUCUUACAGGAGGGUCUGACUGAGUUAAACACAACAGCCAUAAAGCCUCAAGUCAAACCGUGGAUCAGCAGCUUUCUGUCCAUCUCGCAUAACAUUGAAGAGGAGGAGUUUAAUGACUAUGAAGCUAACGACCCCUGGGUGCAGCAGCUCAUUGUUAACCUGGAGCAGCUCAUGGCAGAAUUUAAGACGGCCCUCUCUCCCGUCAUCUACGACACUCUCACCAGCCUGAUGACCAGCCUGAUAUCCAUUGAAAUGGAGAAGACGGUGCUCAAAUGUUCUUUCAGCAGGCUUGGAGGGCUGCAGUUUGACAAAGAGCUCCGGUCUCUUGUGGCGUAUCUCACCACUGUGACCACCUGGACCAUCAGAGACAAAUUUGCUCGCCUCACUCAAAUGGCCACCAUCCUCAACCUUGAGCGGGUAACUGAGAUCUUGGAUUACUGGGGCCCGAACUCCGGCCCGCUGACGUGGCGGCUGACCCCGGCAGAGGUGCGUCAGGUUCUGGCACUAAGGAUCGACUUCAGGAGCGAAGAUAUCAAGAGGCUGCGACUGUAACUCAUAGGGUCAGUGGUUAUCACUGAUCGCUGUGUGUUACCCACCUGCUGCUCUCCGAAGCUUCAACUCCUGCUUUUCCAUGGUUCUGUGGAUGGAUGUAGGCAUGGCACAGACACAUUACUAAACCCUUUUUUUUUAUCUGAAACAAAAGCUCUGAUUGUUCUUCAUUGGUGUUUCUGCGUAUGAUGCCUGUCUGUAUCCAUUGUAGCUUUUAUAGGCAUGGGGUUUGGUGAUGCAUGACGGUGGAGAUGAAUCGUUUUAUUGUAAUUAACUGUAAAAAUGCAUAAUUAAAAUUGUCAAAGUAUGAUUGUGUCUCGGUGGGAAUUCCAACCUUUUCACCUGUAUCUGACUGCAAGUCUCUAGACUGAGGAGUGGAGCUCUGGGCCUGUGAGAGAACCAGAGCUGUAAUGAACAUCAUACCCAUUAAACUGACAGAAGCAGGUCAGACAGCUGAUCCAGCCUAGUCAUUCAAUAUAUGAAUAGAUCCUUGUCUGUGAUGAUGGAACACUUUUAACCUAAUAAAUUGAGAGCUGGUGUGCUGCGCUUCUGAUCCCUGCCAUCCGCCACAUUUCAGAUUUCAGCUCUGCCCUCCUGCCAUGCCAGAC
Cololabis saira (Pacific saury) is the source of this 2929-nucleotide messenger RNA. It is a transcript of the gene cog4, whose product is annotated as component of oligomeric golgi complex 4. NCBI's taxonomy places the organism in Eukaryota, Metazoa, Chordata, Actinopteri, Beloniformes, Belonidae. The record is from RefSeq and is a predicted model, not a curated record. The coding region runs from base 6 to 2324 and encodes 772 amino acids. The transcript is spliced from 19 exons.